Messenger RNA from Trichoderma citrinoviride, 828 nucleotides. RefSeq lists its product as hypothetical. The transcript has 2 exons. Lineage: Eukaryota; Fungi; Ascomycota; Sordariomycetes; Hypocreales; Hypocreaceae. The record is from RefSeq and is a predicted model, not a curated record. Bases 1 to 828 code for a protein of 275 amino acids.
AUGCCGCCGCUGAUACGAGAGCACGCUCCCCCCUCAUAUCACGACGUCUCCAACCACGGUCCGCGCGUCCAGCUGCCCAUUGGCGAGCUCCUCUCGCUGGCCCUCGACGGCCGCUGCGUCUACUCGGCCACCAACCCGUCGCUGGUCUACUACGAGCUCAGCGCCGCUCCCUUGCAGGCCACCUCGCUCAUCUACGUCGUGAAAAAGGUCAAGUACCGCCUCGUGCCGGGGGACGAGAGCGCCAGGCUGCGCACCCGCCACGACGACAUCUACCUCUUCCGCGAUGCCUACGUCAAGUUGUACGCCCCGGCGCCCCGGCGCGUCGUCAUUGACGGCCGGGCCAGCGAUGCCCGGUGCUAUCGCGAGGUCAAGAUGGCGCCGGGGCUGAUGGGAUGGUCGGCGUGCUCUGCGCCGGGACACUUCACGGCCAGGACGGGGCUCAAGGAUCGCUGGCGACAUCAGCACCAGGUGAUCUGGAAGGACAACAGCGGCCGCAUCGUCGCCAUGGAGGAUUCCGCAGCUACGCCUCCACCGGUUUCUGCUGAUGCCGGCCCCUCUGGACCUGGGGCUUCGGACACAGACAGCGCUGCGGGAACAGCAACAUCCGUGCCGUGCUUGAAGCUGCUGCGCAUGCUGGACGAAAAGGACCUGGAUCUGCUGGUGACAUGCUGGACCGCUCGUCUGUGGAAGCAGGCGCAAAAGUCGCUCGGCAGCCCUCCCAUGGGCCGCUCCAGAGUCAAGCGAUUCGCAGCUCGAUUCCUCCGCCUGCGCUACAUGACCAACCUGGUCUCGUCCAAAUCAACCCCAACACGACGCCUCGAGGCGUAA